CAGCUAAAGCUCGCAGCCGUAUAUUUUGGGGUCCUUCAGCGUCAGACUGCUGCGUUCUCUAGACAGCAUAUUCGUCGAUGGCGGAUUACGAUAACUACGAUGACCGGGACCGGGCUUACGGGAGCUUCGGAGGAGGGAGAGGACCCCGAGGAGGAGGCGGCGGAGGCCCAGGUGGACCCCGAAAGCAGAAGGAGCUCCCCACAGAGCCGCCCUACACGGCAUACGUCGGCAACCUGCCCUUCAACACAGUGCAAGGAGACAUAGAUGCCAUCUUCAAAGACCUCAGCAUCAGGAGCGUUCGACUAGUGCGAGACAAAGAGACAGACAAGUUCAAAGGUUUCUGUUAUGUAGAGUUUGAUGACUUGGAAUCUCUGAAAGAGGCUUUGACAUACGAUGGCGCUCUGCUCGGGGACCGAUCUUUGCGGGUGGACAUCGCCGAGGGCCGAAAGCAGGAGCGUGGCGCUGGAGGCUUCGGCUUCCGGAAAGACGACAGAGGCCGUGGUGGCUCACGUGGGGCCCGAGGAGGGGGACGUGACUCCAGAGACGACUUCGACCCGUCUGGAGGAGGAUUUAGAGAUGAUGACUUCAUGAGUGGGAGGAGUCGAGGAGGCGGUCGCCCUGGCGACAGAAGGGGGGGCGGAGGAGGAGGAGGAGGCAUGGGGCGCUUCAGAGAUGGACCUCCUCGAGGAGCCCAGACAGACUUCAGAGAACCCUCUGAUGAGGAAAGAGCGCAGAGACCGAGGCUACAGCUGAAGCCGCGCACCGUGGCAGCUCCCCUCAACCAAGUGGCUAACCCCAACUCGGCCAUCUUUGGGGGCGCCAAACCCAGGGAGGAGAAUUAGUAUCUGUGUCAGUGUGGCUGCAUUAUUCCGGAAGGCUAUACUGGAUUCUACUGGCUUUGAUCACCAUAAAAUCUUUCAGAGACUUCAGUGACAUGCAGGCAGGGGCACGAGGUGCUGGUCUCCUCUCGAAUCCAAACGAGCCCUCAUCCGAUUGGCUUAAAAAAGGACGUGGAGGUGGGGGCUCUAGAAAGGGGUGGGGCUCAGUCUUAACUCCGCCUCUGCCUGUCCUCGCUGGCUCCUCCCACACGCCUCAAAGAACCCAAACUUGGAGGACGGCAUCUCCAGGUUGAUUGCGUUUAAGGACUUCGACAUCUCUUUCCCUUCCCAAAGUACCUUUGUGUUUUUGAAUUUGUAGACGCGCGGACGUAAUUGCCGCAGUGUUCUUUUUAUAUUUUGCUCUUUAAAUUUCUUUGCUGUAUUUGAGGAUUAAAACGUUGAGCUUGAUUCUUAAUUAAACCAUUUCAAAGUAAA
This is a messenger RNA of Carassius carassius (crucian carp), 1313 nucleotides long. RefSeq names its product eukaryotic translation initiation factor 4H-like. Gene Ontology annotation, molecular function: RNA binding. The transcript has 8 exons. The coding region runs from base 78 to 842 and encodes 254 amino acids. The record is from RefSeq and is a predicted model, not a curated record. Lineage: Eukaryota; Metazoa; Chordata; Actinopteri; Cypriniformes; Cyprinidae.